GCAAAAACCAAGACUUUGUUUCAAUUUUUGGGGCUGUUGAUUCUGCUCGGCUUAAGCUUCACGGGUUCGGCCGAUCACCCAAAAAUGCGUCGUGUUAGGGUCGGCCGACUCCACUGCAAUCCGGGGUUCGAAACAACCUGGAUUAUGGACCUUCCCGGUCCAAUAGAGUGAUCAGACCAUACCAUCUGCUACGCGGUGGAGUGCAUACCAAAACGGCUCAAUGGUUUUGGCUGGAUUCAUCUGAUCGAGUGACUACAUUGGGAAGGACCCGAGGGUCGGUACAAUCGACUAGUAAUACCGUGGCUCUAUCUACCACCGAGCCAAAUGCCGUGAAAAGGAUAUAAGGAAUGGCGUAUCGUGUUUUGGAAAGGGGUUGAGUGGUCAAGUCAAGUCUUUCGUUACUUUGUCUCUCGUUUUUCGUUCCCAUACCUCUUGCAGGGCAAGUCGUCAGUAUGGUGUUCCUCGCAAUGGCUCUCCCUCCCGGGCAGAUUCUGGAUAUCGCUGCUCCCAACAUGGUAUUUCCCGUGCUGGCUGUAGUUCUGAUCCCAUGCCUCGCUAUCCUGCUGCUGCAACUUCUGCCCAAGGGACCGGCCAUCAACGGAGUUCCUGGCUCGGUCCUGGACCUGUUUGUCUGCGGUAUUGAAACCAAAUGGGCUUUCCUCUCCGGAAAGAGCGCACAACAGUUCAACGCUCUGCACGACUCUUAUGGAAAGAUUGCCCGAUUUGCUCGUGGACAAGCCACCACCAACACCAUCAAGGGCCUGCGCGGCAUCUAUGGUACUGGAUCCGGCAAAGGCAGUGCCUUUCUCAAGACGGGCUUCUACAAGAGCAUCUCCCGUCGCAACAUCUUCACAGCCUCAGACCCCGACUACCAUUCCAGGGUGCGCAAGCUGUUCGGUCCCUCGCUUAGCCCGGGAAGUAUGAGUGCCCAUGCUGGUGUGGUCCGGGAGUGCAUCCUGCGCUUCCACCAUGUCAUCAACGAGAAGCUGGAGAAGAGCAACACCCUGAGCCUGAACCAGUUGUUGUAUUGUCACUCGGUUGACACCGUUUCUGAAGUCCUCCUUGGCAAGCCCCUGGGAUGUCUCAAGCGCGGCAAGCCGUACUUCUGGACCGAGCAGCUUCCUCGUAUCUUCUUCUGGGCCACGGUGCGCGACCAAUUCGAUGGAUCAGGCGUUCCCACCGUCAUGAAGUGGAUGCUGCGUCGCAUUCUGCGCAAGGGCAUCCGAGCCCGCAGCGAGGAGGCCCGCAUGAGACUAAUCAACGAGCAAUUGCAUGCCUCGCAUGGUCGCCGUGACAUCAUGGUCGAAGUGAUGGAACGCGCUGGGACCAGCGAUUUACCGCAAGAGGAAAUUGCUGAGAACUUCUCGGCCAUCAUGCUGGCGGGAUUCCACACCACCCAGAAUGCCCUGUGCGCCGCCAUCUACUUCGUAUUGACCCACCCGGAGGCUCACGCGAAACUGGUGCGGGAGUUACAGGCGUCCUUCUCCGGUGCCGACGACAUGUCCGGAGAGGCUGUCCAGCAACUCUCCUACCUCAAUGCCGUGAUCACCGAGGCUCUUCGUCUCUACCCUCCCGUGCCCCUGGGUGGACCGCGUGUUUCGAAGGGCGCCUACGUUGAUGGCACAUACAUUCCCGAAGGCACGGAAAUCUGCACUUCGCUCUUCGCGCUGCAUCACAACCCCGAGUACUUCAACGCGCCUUGGGAGUUCAUUCCGGAACGCUGGACGGAACCGGGAUGCACCGACAAGAAGGAAGCAGUGCAGCCAUUUCUGGUGGGCAGCCGGUCCUGCAUCGCCAAGUACUUCGCCAAACAGAUGAUGCAGCUGACGCUGGCGGGCUUCUUCCUGGACUACGACGCCCAGUAUGUGGGCCGCGUCAAGGAUUGGCAGCGCGAGAGCCGGUGCUACGCUUUCUGGGAGUUACCCGAUCUGAAGGUGAAACUUCAGAAGCGACAGGGAGCCAACUGA
Molecule: messenger RNA, 1967 nt
Organism: Aspergillus melleus
Lineage: Eukaryota; Fungi; Ascomycota; Eurotiomycetes; Eurotiales; Aspergillaceae
Product: cytochrome P450
Exons: 5
Coding region: 453-1967 (504 amino acids)
Molecular function (GO): heme binding; oxidoreductase activity, acting on paired donors, with incorporation or reduction of molecular oxygen; monooxygenase activity
Source: RefSeq, a predicted model, not a curated record